Zingiber officinale is the source of this 928-nucleotide messenger RNA. RefSeq names its product alpha carbonic anhydrase 7-like. NCBI's taxonomy places the organism in Eukaryota, Viridiplantae, Streptophyta, Magnoliopsida, Zingiberales, Zingiberaceae. The record is from RefSeq and is a predicted model, not a curated record. Bases 16 to 849 code for a protein of 277 amino acids. Gene Ontology annotation, molecular function: zinc ion binding; carbonate dehydratase activity. The transcript has 7 exons.
GAAGAGCGGUCAUCAAUGGCGGAUCACAGCAUCAGACUCACGACCCUCUCUGCUUUCCUUGUCCUGUUCGUCCUUCUCCUGCAAUCUCACAUCGCAAUCUCUCAAGAAGAAGUCGAUGACGAGAUGGAGUUCAGCUACGAGAAAGGGAGCGAGGUGGGGCCGGAGCACUGGGGGCACAUCCACAAGGAGUGGGCGGCCUGCAGCAAAGGCCGGAUGCAAUCGCCGGUGGACCUCUCCCACGAGCGCGUCCAGGUUCUGCCCCUCCUGGGCCGCCUCCGCCGUUCCUACCGCCCCGUCCCCGCCGUGCUCAAAAACCGCGGCCACGACAUCAUGCUCCGGUUCGAAGGCAACGCCGGAAGUGUGCGAAUCGACGGAAGCAAGUACGCUCUGAAGCAGCUGCACUGGCACUCGCCGUCGGAGCACACCAUCAACGGACGCAGGUUCCAUAUGGAGCUCCACAUGGUUCAUCAGACCGCCGACAACCGCACUGCCGUCGUUGGCAUUCUCUACACCCUCGGCCGCAGGGAACCCUUCCUCGCCAAGAUGGAGAGAUACAUCGAUAUGAUCAAAGACAAACAUGAAGCAGAGGAAGAGGUGGGCCUGGUGGAUCCAAGGGUUAUAAAGAGAGGGAGCAGGAAGUACUACAGAUACAUGGGCUCUUUAACCACACCCCCUUGCACUGAAGGUGUAGUUUGGACCAUCAUCAAGAAGGUUAGAACAGUGUCAAGGGAACAAGUAAGACGGCUGAGAGAAGCUGUUCACGAUCACGCGUCGAUGAAUGCAAGGCCAAUACAGGAAAUCAACAAUAGGGGGAUAGGUUUAUUUCGUCCUCGACGAAAAGGAAAUUGAUGAUUUGAUGGGUGUAUUUUUCUUUGUAUUUUAUCUUGUUUUUAUUCAAUGAAUAAAUGAGAAUAAGUGAUGGAAUUAA